Messenger RNA from Hevea brasiliensis (rubber tree), 996 nucleotides. RefSeq lists its product as uncharacterized. Bases 1 to 996 code for a protein of 331 amino acids. The record is from RefSeq and is a predicted model, not a curated record. The transcript has a single exon. Lineage: Eukaryota; Viridiplantae; Streptophyta; Magnoliopsida; Malpighiales; Euphorbiaceae.
AUGAAUGAUAGUAUUUCUGAAAUGAGGAAACAAGAGGAUGAGGCAACAAACAAAAUUACCAAUUCACAAUCUAGGCGAGUUUCUUUGCCUAUUAGUAUAACUUCUGUUCCUUCAUUGAAUAUAACUGAACUAAGUAUUUCAGCAGCUUUGAAGAAAAGAAGAGUUAAUGAUUCUCCUCUUGGUAGAGCUUUUGACUUGCAAACUAGAGCUCAAUUAGAUAUAGAGAUUACUAGAAUGUUCUACACUGGGGGUCUACCUUUUAAUUUUACUAGAAAUCCUUAUUAUGUGAGUUCUUAUUCUUUUGCUGCUAAUCAUGUUUUGGGUGGUUAUAUGCUGCCUGGUUAUAACCAAUUGAGAACCACAUUAUUUCAGCAAGAAAAAACAAAUGUAGAGAGGUUGCUUGAACCAAUUAAAAGCACUUGGUUAGAAAAGGGUGUUAGUAUUGUGAGUGAUGGAUGGAGUGAUCCCCAGAUAAGGCCUUUGAUUAAUUUUAUGGUUGUUUCUAAGUCUAGCCCCAUGUUUAUCAAAUCUGUAGAUUGUUCUGGUGAAGUGAAAGAUAAGCAAUUUAUUGAUAAUUUGCUAAAAGAAGUAAUUGAUGAGGUGGGUCAUCAAAAAGUGGUACAAGUCAUUACUGAUAAUGCUUCAAAUUGUAAAGGUGCUAGAGAAAUCAUUAAGAAAAUGUUUCCACAUAUUUAUUGGACUCCUUGUGUUGUGCACACUCUUAAUCUUGCUUUGAAGAAUAUAUGUGCAGCAAAAAAUUUAGAAACUAAUCAAGAAACUUAUGAUGUGUGUCACUGGAUCACUGAAAUCCAUGGGGAUGCUUUGCAAAUCAAGAAUUUUAUAAUGAAUCAUUCCAUGAGGCUUGCAAUUUAUAAUCGGUUUAGCCCUUUCAAAUCACUUUCAGUUGCUGACACUCGUGUUGCUUCUAUUAUUGUGAUGCUUAAAAGAUUUAAACUCAUUAGGCGUGCUUUAGAAGCAAUGGUUAUGAGUGAUUAA